Messenger RNA from Malania oleifera, 1239 nucleotides. Its product is annotated as putative F-box protein PP2-B12. The transcript is spliced from 3 exons. Lineage: Eukaryota; Viridiplantae; Streptophyta; Magnoliopsida; Santalales; Ximeniaceae. The record is from RefSeq and is a predicted model, not a curated record. The coding region runs from base 147 to 1070 and encodes 307 amino acids. Gene Ontology annotation, molecular function: protein binding.
GAGCCACAGAGCAUGCGGUUCGUACUUAUUUUACGUAUGAACUAUGAAGUGUAUUUAAAGUCAAUUAUCCAUCGAACAGAAGCACAGAAGCUCAGAGAGAGAGAGAGAGAGAGAGAGAGAGAGAGAGAGAGAGAGGGGGGGGGGGGAUGAUGGAGGAAGGAAAUGGAAAUGGCGGUGGAGGGAUGGAUCUGUUGAUGUUGCCGGAAGGCUGCAUAGCCAACAUCCUGUCUUUGACGAGCCCAGCCGACGCUUGCAGGCUCUCUCUGGUCUCCUCCACCUUCCUCUCUGCCGCUGAUUCCGACGCCGUCUGGCACCGAUUUCUGCCCUCCUAUUGCCACACCCUCAUUUCCCGAUCCUGCUCUUCCUCUCUUUUCGCCGACUGCUCCUCCAAGAAGGAGCUUUUCUUCCGCCUCUGCGAUUUCCCCUUCCUCAUCGACGAGGGUACCAAGAGCUUUUCAUUUGAGAGAUGGAAUGGAAAGAAAUGCUACAUGUUAGCACCAAGGAGUCUGUCCAUUGUAUGGGGUGACACUCCCAUGUAUUGGAGGUGGAUUUCUUUACCAGAAUCCAGGUUUCCAGAGGUGGCUGUGCUUGUCAAAGUGUGUUGGCUUGAAAUUUGUGGCAAGAUAAGUACUUGCUUGCUAUCACCAGACACGAAGUAUGCUGCUUACUUGGUUUUCAAGCUGACGGAAUCAACGAAUGGAUUUGAAUGCCAUCCUGUGAAAGUCUCUGCUUGGAUAACUGGUGGCGAAAAUAUCGUCCGGUCUGUUUAUUUUGUGCCUAAUGAUAGAAAGAAGAGGAUAUUUCGUAUCAUACGAAGGCGUGCUGGUCGUGGUGGGCUGUUGUGCGGUGCUUUUGACAUGCUGAGGUUGGGAGCACCUGCCUCUGGCGAAUUGAAUGAUGAAUCAUUUCCGAAAGAGAGGGCGGAUGGGUGGUGUGAGGUUGAAUUGGGCGAGUUCUUCAACAACGAUGGAGGUGAGGAAAUGGAGAUGAGCGUGAAGGAGGUGAAGAGUGGCCGCUGGAAGUCUGGCCUUGUUAUCCAAGGGAUUGAGAUCAGGCCAAAAGAGGGUUGAUGAAUCAGACAAUUGUGUUUUGUCUUCUUUUGCUUGUUUCGUCGAUGGAUUAGUUCUAUUUGUCAAUGCUUCUUGGCAUUUAUAAAUCGAUUGUCUAGUUCGGAUGUAACCAAAUGUGAUAGUAAUGGAAUGGAAUAAAAGGACUCUGCAUAUGUGUGAACUUCAUUAA